AUGGAAAAUCAUUUGGAUGUCAUCUCUGCAAACGAUUUUGAGAGACAAAAAGCAAUUCCAAAUGAAUCAUUUGACUUUGUGUUCGCGAAUAACUUCCAUGAAAAUGCAGAAUUCAUUGACCGAACCCUCGCAAUAGGGGGUCUUGCUGCCAUUGAAAUGACUCAAAAUCCGUCCUUUGUAUUUGAUAAGCCAUUGCACUACAAAAUUGUUUACGUAAGACGAUUUGAUUCGAACAUUAUAGCUAUGAGAAAACUAGACAAUAUGACUGAAGCAAACUCUGCAACAAGCAGACGGCUUUUGUCCACAUUAGAUGAAAAGAAAGCUGCAUUGAGGAAUCUAGAAGAUGUCCUCCUGGAACCCCCACGAGCCGCCUCAGGAAGAUCGAGAAGAUAUCUCAAUAGACCAAGAUAUCUACCAGAUUUAACAGGUGACACGCUUGAGAGCUACCCUCGACGUGUGUUUAUCGACGUCGUUUUGCCUUGGCACGAUAAAAAAGCAACAGGCACAGAAUGGUUUUUGAAGAAUUACCCAACAAGGAAUCUUCAUUUUGAGACGUACAAGAUUGAGACAAUGACGGAGGAGUUGUCGGCGGCAGCAAGGGAGGGCGUUGAAGCAACAGAGGAAGGAGGGAUGUCGAGCUGGUUGAGAAAUAAUGUGAAGGAGGAAGAGUAUGUGGUGAUGAAGGCAGAGGCAGAAGUAGUAGAGGAGAUGCUGAAAAGCAAGGCUAUUAGGUUGGUAGAUGAACUUUUCUUGGAGUGCAGGACUAAAAAUAAAGGACAAUCAAACAAAGAAAAAGGGGGAAGCAGGGCUUACUGGGAGUGUUUGGCUUUGUAUGGGAGGCUGACGGACGAGGGUGUUGCAGUCCAUCAAUGGUGGGGUUGA
Mangifera indica (mango) is the source of this 882-nucleotide messenger RNA. RefSeq lists its product as uncharacterized. Bases 1 to 882 code for a protein of 293 amino acids. The transcript has a single exon. The record is from RefSeq and is a predicted model, not a curated record. Lineage: Eukaryota; Viridiplantae; Streptophyta; Magnoliopsida; Sapindales; Anacardiaceae.